ACCAAAACUAACAAAGUGUUAAAAAAUAAACCGUGGAAUAACUGAAACAAUCGAUUUUAUUGUAGCGCUGCAUUGAAUGCCUCACGCCUUUCCUACUGGUCCAUGAACGCAUCACCAGCUGCUCUGUGAGCUGAUUGGCUGCGGUUGCUAUGGGGGCCACCCUGGUCGCCAUGACGACGUGUCUUAAGGAGGGAUUUGUUCAAUCACAGUUUCAGACUUUCGCAGCGUCGUCCUCCGAACGUCUGCGUGCGGACAUGCGAGCAGGGAAGAAUACGUAUGUGAGAGGGGACAUAAGUUACUGAACCGCGCAGGCGACAGAAAAGCAGCGAGAAGACGCGCAUGGGAAACGAAGAGGGAAGUUUUCUCACUUCUAAGUUGCCCCUGUAGUCGGCUACGAGCUAACGGAGUUGCUAAUAGUUUGAAAAGUUUCCCGAGCGAGCUGGGCUGCUUGUCCCGGACUGAGACGGACUCAUGACGGUGGAAGGAGUGCGGCAUUCCCAGAUCCUUUCCGCCCUCUUUAGGUCGACGGACGAGUCCGAGUCGCUGGGCACAGCUGAGUUUAUUAAAGAGCGUUUGUACUUCGCCACGUUACGCAGCAAACCCAAAAGCACCGCCAACACCCACUACUUCUGCACAGACGAUGAGUUUGUAUAUGAGAAUUUCUACGCCGACUUCGGGCCUCUCAAUCUGGCCAUGUUGUUCCGCUACUGCUGUAAACUCAACAAGAAACUGAAGUCGUUCACAUUGACCAGAAAGCGAAUAGUUCACUACACCAGCUUUGACCAGAGAAAGCGGUCCAAUGCUGCUGUGCUAAUCGGAGGAUAUGCUGUUGUCUACUUGAAGAAAACACCAGAAGAAGCCUACAGAGCUCUAAUCUCUGGAUCUAACGCCUCCUAUCUCCCCUUCAGAGACGCCUCUUUCGGAAAUUGCACCUUCAACCUCUCAGUGCUGGAUUGUCUUCAGGGUAUCAGGAAGGCUCUGCAACACGGAUUCUUCAACUUCGAAACCUUUGACGUGGACGAGUACGAACACUAUGAGCGUGUGGAGAACGGGGACCUGAACUGGAUCGUCCCGGGAAAGUUCCUGGCCUUCAGCGGCCCACACCCCAAAACCAAAAUAGAGAAUGGUUACCCACUCCACGCACCCGAGGCCUACUUUCCGUACUUCAGAAGGCACAACGUCACCACCAUCAUCCGCCUCAACAAGAAGAUCUACGAUGCCAAGCGCUUCACUGACGGUGGCUUUGACCACUACGACCUCUUCUUCCUAGAUGGCAGCACGCCCAGUGACAUCAUCACACGCCGCUUCCUGCACGUGUGCGAGAGCACAAAUGGCGCUGUGGCGGUCCACUGCAAAGCUGGUCUUGGCAGGACGGGCACUCUGAUUGGCUGUUAUCUCAUGAAACAUUAUCGCUUCACUGCAGCCGAGGCCAUCGCCUGGAUCCGGAUCUGCAGACCGGGCUCGGUCAUCGGACCCCAGCAGCACUUCCUGGAAGAGAAACAGGCAUCGCUGUGGCUUCAGGGAGACAACCAGCGCACCCAGAAGGCCCAGCAGGAGGAACGAGCUAUGCCUCACCUCAUCACCAGCUUGGACAACCUCAGUCUCAACUCCACCCAUAACAUCACCAACGGCAACAUCCAUCGCUCUGCCGGCCCGGACCGUCUGCAUGAGAAUGAGUCCGGAGAUCCAAGUCUGACUCAGGGAGACAAGCUCAGAGCCUUAAAGAGUCGGCGUCAGCCGCGUGCCGCCACUACCGGAACCCUGAGAAUGGAGGACAUGAAGCUGCACAGUAGAUCUUCGUCACAGCCGCUCAGAAUGUCAGCGGGGCUCGGUCAAGGACCUGCAUCCCCACUCAAGACCUCAAAGUUCUCCCCAUCCUCUGCUUCUGCUGCAGCCAAGAGGAUUGGCCGAAGUCCUGCGUCUUCAGCACCCAACAUGAGGAGCUCCGCUCUUGGCUCCCGACUGGCCAGCUCACUGAGCGAUCUGUACGCUGUGGACUUGGAGGAGGACAGGACUACCUCGUAUGCUCCUCUCCCUCCCCCAUCCUCCUCCUCCCCCAUGUCCAAUAGCUCCUCCACCUCCUCUGCGGCCCCACCCUCCCUCUUUCGCUAUAGUAACGGACCUCGUAUGCGGGAGGUCAACAACAACAACAACGGGUCGUACGGCAGUUCCGCAGCUCCCCCAACCCGGCCGAUGCAGGACUUCAGGCCGCAGCGUGGCCCGGGUUCUUACGGUGGCCUGAAGGGCCCUUCGGGACGAUACCUAAGCCGCUCCAUACCUUUGAGAGUGAGGAGUGCAAAUGUGGUGCAGGAGUGACUCUCAGCUCACUUUGUCUCUUGACUCUGUCUCCACUGUCCUCAUCACUCCUGCUUGAAAUCACAUGACCAACAUCCCUUCCCGUUUGAUGACUGCUGGUGUUUCUCCCAAAGUUGUGAGUCUGUGUGCGAGUGUGGUGGUGUGUCUUGUUUCUCCAGGUGUCAUGUUGCUAACACACUAACACAAAAGCUGCUGCUGCGCUGAGGAACCCACCUUGUAGUCACGCACCAUUAGUGGUCCGGUCACUCACUGGUCUCACCUAACGGUGAAAUGAAACUCACAACUCCUCAAGUUUGUGUCCAACAUUUGACCUCAGAGAUCCUGAGAGUCAGUUUGACAGUGUUCAGAGUUGAACACUGUUGUACUGUAAAGUGCGGCCCACUUGCACACAUUGAACACACACCUAAGUACAUGUGUCGUCGCCAGAGAUGUAGAGUAAUGAACUACAAAUACCUCCUCACGGUACUGAAGUAUAGGUUAUAGGGCUGCAGCUAAAGACUAUUUUGAUCACGAGUCGUGACUUGACGUGUGCGGGGUGAUGAAUCCACAGAUCGGUCAGAUUGGAGUGUCAGAAAUGGUAAUAAUAGUUAAAGGGAAAAAUGCAUGUAAAUAAUUGCAUCAUGUUGUUCAAUUUUGUUUUUAUUUGUCAUUUGUCAAAAAUGUGUUAAGGUAUGUUUAGCAGUUGCUUCUGUAGUGUGUAUCUCUGUGUGCUCUUUGAACUGUCACUCCACCAUAAAUCAAAGUACUGAUCUGUGAUUCUACUAUGUUUCUCCACACGUGUCACUCAACCGUCACAUCAAAUGUCAUUCAUUCACAACCUCUCCACUGAUUUCGUGCUUUCAUUGUGACACUCCUGUUGAGCGUUUCCUUUCUUUUAUUCAAGAAUCAGAGUGGAGUCAAAGUGAAAAAAAAGAAGUUAUUUUUCUAUUUUGGUCAGGCCUUCAUUUUGCUGCAGGUGAUAUGUGUGGCACAAGAAAGGCUGGUGCAGCGAUGAUGGCUUUACUAGUGUGUGUGAGGAUUUAGCUUCUCCAGAGGAUAUAUAUAUAUAUAUAUAUAUAUAUAUAUAUAUAUAUAUAUACGUACACACUGGCCAUAGUCUGUUGCAUUACUUUGACAGAUUUUUAUCUGAUUCAGGGGUGACGUUCUUCUUUAUCACUGAAGCAUCGAUGAUGGCUGGACAUCAUCACUGUUGUUUACAGCGGAACUGUGAACGCCACUGCUGCAUCCCCCGCUCUUGUACCACAUCUUUUUCACAUUCACGCUUCCUCCGUCACGGUGUUUUGACUAUGAAUCACCUACAGAAUGUGGAGCUGUCGCGGCUAACAGACAUGCUGUCACUUGGUGCCAAUGCAGCAACCGCUGCAGUCACUUACUGGUCCCGCUGUAUGAUUUCCAUCAGAGUGUGAAUAUUACUCUUCUGAAUCUGAUACAGUCUAAUUUGCGCUCUGUUUUUCUCUUACUGCGAGACUAAAACCGCCAUUGUCUCCAAACAAUGGUUUCAACAAAUGGUUUCAAGCUUUUUUUUUUUUUAAAUCUCGAAAGUUGAAUUGAAACACGCCCCGAAUGUUGCUCCGAUUGAAGAACCAUUGACUGCAAUCUGCUUUCUUACUACAUCAGGCUCUGUAUUUGAGGAUUGACUUGUCUAAAUGUUGAAAUUUUGCGACCGAGUCUUCCAACUAUGGCACACACACAUACAUGUGCAAGUGCUUAUUCAUGCAUGUAUGUGAUGUCUGCAUUUGCCUCCGUUCUUACACUUGUAGAUUGUUGCUCAGUUACGCAGAUCAGCCAGUGGAUGUCGUACAUGCAGAAAUAACUGUUCCUUGGUGAUGUGACUGUUUGUCUGUGUGUUCAGAAACUUUGAGUAGCUUUGUUUCCCCCCACCUCCACCAGUCAUUUGUGUGUCGUCCUCCUCCCUCAAUGCCCACAAAUGUGUGAUGCUGAGAGUGUUUGGUGUUCCCUGCAGCUGGCUGGGAUUUACUCCACCCUGAAAAGUGUGAACCAUGACGCUAAGGACACACGUCUCACUUGGUCGUCUCCU
Molecule: messenger RNA, 4354 nt
Organism: Synchiropus splendidus (mandarinfish)
Lineage: Eukaryota; Metazoa; Chordata; Actinopteri; Syngnathiformes; Callionymidae
Gene: cdc14ab
Product: cell division cycle 14Ab
Exons: 16
Coding region: 472-2316 (614 amino acids)
Biological process (GO): positive regulation of cytokinesis; protein dephosphorylation; regulation of exit from mitosis
Cellular component (GO): nucleolus; centrosome; mitotic spindle
Molecular function (GO): protein tyrosine/serine/threonine phosphatase activity; protein serine/threonine phosphatase activity
Source: RefSeq, a predicted model, not a curated record